Messenger RNA from Tachysurus fulvidraco (yellow catfish), 3338 nucleotides. It is a transcript of the gene macrod2, whose product is annotated as mono-ADP ribosylhydrolase 2. The record is from RefSeq and is a predicted model, not a curated record. The transcript has 21 exons. Gene Ontology annotation, cellular component: nucleoplasm. NCBI's taxonomy places the organism in Eukaryota, Metazoa, Chordata, Actinopteri, Siluriformes, Bagridae. Gene Ontology annotation, biological process: purine nucleoside metabolic process; peptidyl-glutamate ADP-deribosylation; DNA damage response. The coding region runs from base 194 to 1609 and encodes 471 amino acids. Gene Ontology annotation, molecular function: ADP-ribosylglutamate-[protein] hydrolase activity.
UUACACACGGCACAGUCAAGGCAGGUUGCGUGCGCGCUCUCGGGCUUCAGUGUAUUUUGACAGCUUCUCCGGUCAGGAGGCAUCUCGCUCAGGAGCGCUUUCACUUUCUCUUGCGUUUCCGAGCACACUCGCUGUGAGCCUGGGGUUGCCUCACUCCAAAGCUUUUAACCAGAAGCCACUGCAGCACGGCACCAUGAGCAAAAAGAAAAAGGAAUGGAGAACAGAGAAAGAGCGCUUACUCGGUCUUGGACAAGAGGAAAGACGUAAAGAGUACGGGGACAACUACGUGGCUUUGGACAAGAUUCCCACCUGGAGGCAUCACCACAGCAGAGAGCCAGAGGAAGAGGAGGAAAACCCUGUCUCGUUGUGUGACAAAGUCUCUCUGUACAAGGGUGACAUCACCAUCCUGGAAGUGGACGCCAUUGUGAAUGCCGCAAACUCCAGUCUCCUCGGUGGUGGCGGAGUGGACGGCUGUAUACACAGAGCAGCUGGACAUUACCUGUAUGAAGAGUGCCAUUCACUAAACGGCUGCGAGACGGGCAAAGCCAAGAUCACCUGCGGCUAUGACCUUCCUGCCAAAUAUGUGAUCCACACUGUUGGCCCCAUUGCUAGAGGAAACGUGGGCCAGGUCCAAAGAGAAGAUCUCAUGUCCUGCUACAAGAGCUCCCUGAAGCUGAUGGAGGAGUACAGCUUGCGCUCUGUGGCUUUUCCAUGCAUAUCCACAGGAAUUUAUGGAUUUCCCAACGAGCCGGCUGCUGACAUCGCCCUGAACACCGUGAGGGACUGGCUGAAGGAGAACAAGGACAAGAUCGACCGCAUCGUAUUUUGCGUCUUCUUGGAAAACGACUAUGGGAUUUACGACAGGAAGAUGUCAGACUACUUCCCUCCAGAUAACGAUGAAUGUGAGGAGGGGAACGUGGCCCACACGGAGGACGAUGCUGAGAAAUCUGACACUGAUGAUGUUCACAUGGACAGCCAGGUAGACAAAGAUGUCGAUAUGCUGAGCCAAGGAGACCUGGACCUGGACCAUGUUGACACACCAAGCCAGCAAGAAGAAACUUUCACUUCAGCUGCUGAAAAUCCUGCAAAGGACAUAACUACAGAAAAAAGUGACCCUGUGGUGGACGAGAAGUCAGCAGGUGAGAGCCAACCCAAGCAAGAGAAAGAGAAGCAUGAGGAAAAGAAGUGCGAUUCGGAGCAAGACCUUGCCAGUGCUGGGGUUGAGAAAGAGAAGAGUGCUGGAGAAAAGACUGAGAGUGCUCCUGCUGAUACAAAACGACAAGAUGACGAAGACCACGUAACAAGCAUGAACAGCAAGGACACAGACAGCCAAGGAUUAGUGGAGACCAUGGAGGUAGAGGACAAGAGGGUCACUUUUUUCACCGAAGAACCGGGCAUCUGCGGUAUUUAUGACCCGCCUCCGACCCCAAUUGCUUCUCAGCUCAGUGCUGAAAAUGAGGAGAAAAACACAACUACAAAUAUUAGCAAGUCUGAAGGUGAAGUGAAACAACAGGAUAAAAGCCUUGCAGAAACAAACCAAGCAACUCAAACAGACAGCAGUCAGUCCAAAGAUCGCUCCAGCGAUAAGGGUGAGCCGAGCAAGGAGUGAGAAGACAAUCAGCAACGUAGUUAGACGCACCGGGAAACUGUGCGAAGGCGAAACUGACGCAACACGGUGGAGUCUCCUGAAUAAAAAAUAAAUAAAAAACACAGGGAGAGGAUCUGUACACCACCAUAUUCCUUUUUUCCCUUCCCUUCCUUCCCUUUCCUUGUUCCGUUUGGAAUUUAAUGAAACGUAUGAAAUAAGAGAGGCACACGUGAACACGGAAGCAUCUCGAGGGUUACGGGGUGAUACUUUACCUCAAUGAAAUGCUGCUUGAUCGUUUCCAUUCGCCAGGUUUUCUUGGUUCUGGAUCUGAACAGGUACAAAAAAAAAACAAAUAAAUAAAUAAAUACAAAAAAUAAAUAAAAAAUAGCACUCUGGGUUAGAUGGGAUCUUAAUUUACGCUUAAAAAAAUGAUAUAUUCUCAUUGAUUGAUGCUUUGCACAAGGUCUGCUAUAACACAGAACCUUCACAUCAAUUACAAUCAUAUUUGAUUUGAUUUGAUUUUUUUCUUUAAUACUUAAUGCUAAAAGUGACGUGCCAGUAUGAAUGUCCAUGUCUGCGUAUGGCCGUAUGUAUGAAUAUGCAAGCCGAUGAUUAAAUGAAAACACUUGGCAUUAAUGCAGGAAGUGCUUAAGGGAAACGGGAACAUAACAGAUGCAUUUAAGUGCUUGGAUUCCACAUGCAAUUAAUAUAAAUUAUAUAAAUCAAAAUAAAACCGAUACACGGACUAUAAAACUAUUCAAUAAAUAUAUUAAAUAUGUUCAUUAAGAAUGCAAAAUAAUACUGAUUUCCAAAUUUUAUUUAUAUGUAUAUAUAGAUAGUUUCAUUUGAAAUCUGAAUGUCGAAAGAAGUCUUCAUAGAAAAGUUUUUUGUUUUGUUUUGUUUUGUUUUUUUAUUUCAUUUUUUGAUGCUGGCCUGAGCGAACAUUCAAACCAGGGUCGAAAACUACACCAUAUCUGUUUGGGAUUAUUUUUCUUCCUUAAAACGACUUGAACAUGUGAGUCCACACAGUAAUGCAUCACUACAAGUCUUCUUUCUGAGAGGUUUUUGCAUUUUUCCUCCGUUAUGCUUAAAAAAAAUCCCAAAAAAAAAAAACUAACCACACUAUAAAAACCUCUCGUGUGUCUUUUUAUCUCUACGUUUCCUACAUUUCUAAUUUUGCUCACAGAUGCCUCACGAUGACGAUCUGAUUUUUUUGUGGCGUUUGUUAACAGAUGAAUGUCUCAGCUUUUACCCUAAUGCAUGCAUGCAAAAAAAAAAAAAAAAAAAAGGUUUCUUUGUGGCUUUUUUCUUUCUUGCUUUCUUUCUUUCUUUUUUUUUUUUUUGAAACAGAGAGCGCACUCGAUAUUUUUACUAAACUUUCAGUGUGUUCCAAAACAAAUGAAAUCAGCCUUAUAUGACAGGACAGAUACUAGAUGAUCAUGAUGGGAAAUUUGAUGUUUAAAAUCUUUAUAAAUAUAUCAAUAUCUAUAUCUAUAUAUAUAUAUAUAAACAGAUAAAUAUAUAAAGUUAAUGAGUGAUACUACAAUGAAGCUUCCUCUUUUUUUUUUUUUCUUGGGUUCAAGGUGAUAAGUCAAAAAAAAUAUCUAUAAUUCGUUUGUUUUGUUGAAAGGUUUGAUCAAUUACUUGAAGUGGUGCCAUAAUUAUAUCAGAUGACUUUAUGCCUUCAUAAAUCGGUGUUUGCUUUGCUUUACAAAUAUGAAAUAAAGUUGAAAAAAGGUUCUUUCCAUGA